AUGGAUGCGCUCGGCAAGAAAGCGCAAGCCUUGAAGGUGUUAGACACGCAGCUAGGGGACUUCGGCUGGGGUGAGCAGCUGGGCUUGACUCUAACAAAGCGCACCCCGGGCAUGCUCUCGUGCUAUGACGGUAAGACCGUUCCCGACGCUCAGUAUGGCACACAGGAUCUGGUUCUGCAGGAUGGAGGUGUGUCUCUCGGAUCCCAGACGGGCUCCCAGCUCAACUGCUGUCGCCUUCUUCUCGCACACCAUGUUCCAUGCGGUGUUGCCGGUGAGUGGGACGAAGCCGCGCUUCGCCCUCUCCACCUGGUUUAUGGGGUGCUGAUCCAACACCAUCCCAUCAAGCUCGGCAAAAGCGGCACUGUGGCGCCGCUUCUGACUGUAACAGAAGUGCUGAUGUCAGCAGCCAUUCCAAAGAUUGGCCGGGACCUGUCUUUACAUGUGUCUAUCCUCAAGUACGAGGUGGUCGAAAGCGGCCAAGAAGCACAAGGCAUAGCCAAGGGCCUCGAAGUGCUGAAGGCACGAGUGUCCUUGGCCAAGACCGGACAGCAUGUCGAAUACAUCUUGCAGGUUAGCAUGAACGGCUCUUCACCCUGGACGCUGCGGCGGCGCUUCAACGACGUGGCGAUCAUGCAUGCUGAAUGCCAGCACAUCACUUGCAGCAUUGGUGCCAUGGCUUUCCGCUUGACCUACCGCCGUCAGUGCCGCUACAACACCAAGUCCAACAAGCAGCGAGUCGUGAAGACUCCCGGUGGCAAGGCAGUGUACCAGGCAGUCAAGAAGAAGGCAAAGGGCCCACACUGCGGCGACUGCGGCAAGGCUCUGAUUGGCCUGCCGCGUUUGCGCCCGAUCGAAUACUCUCGCUUGAAGAAGCGCGAGAAGCGCGUCAACCGUGCCUACGGCGGAUCCCGAUGCGCCCACUGCGUUCGCGAGCGUGUUAUCCGGGCCUUCCUGAUCGAGGAGCAGAAGUGCGUCAAGCAGGUCCUUGCCGAGAAGCUUUCGCAGGCCAAAGAAAAGGAAGGAGGCCAUGAAUACCUGGAGUCCCGGAAGAACGCCCUUGCUGCGUACUUGCAAGGGUUGGCACACCGCAGAGAUAUUCUGAAUUGCUUAGAGGCGCAAGAAUUCUUCGGAAUGUGUGAGCGGGACCAGACGCUCCGCCAGCCCAGCGAGAGGGAGCCGAAGUUGGUGUCCGAGGUACAGGAGGCGGCUUAUGGCAUUACUAGCUUCGUUUACGAAGCCAGUCGCGGUUUGCUGCUGCUCGGGGCUGCGGACUGCAACUGGAUUUCCCGUAUGGAUACGAAGCUCACAAACAUCAAGUUGCCGUGGGAGCCUGUGGCACCCGAUCUGCCCAGCUCGCAGAUGAGCUUGUGGAAGGAGUCCCCACCGAACUCGAAGAGCUACCAACUCCAGUUUGCUUGCCGCUAUUCCUCCUCCAUCUCCUGUGUGGCUUUGGUCACUGGCGGUGAGGAGGGAGGCUGCUGCCUGUGUGGCUUGAACGACGGUGCUGUCGGCUUUCAGAAGAUGAGCGCGCCCAGCGGCGUUUCUCGUGGGGCUACGCUGCCUCUGCUGAAGCACACGGCCGCAGUCUCUGCCUUGGCCGUGGACGAGCGAGCGCAAUGGCUUUUCUCGGCAAGCAAAGACAACGCCCUGAAGGUCUACGACUUGGUCAGGCAGAUGAUGCAGUGCGAGACGCAUUCGCCGACCCCCACCACGUCGAUGCAUUUCGAAGAGGCGCAGCAGAGGCUCUUCACAGGCCUCCAGAGCGGUCAGAUCGCGGUUUGGGACACGUCCGUCCUGCCUCUGACGCUGCUUUGCAGCGUUCCUGACGGGUCGACGGCUGUCUCAAGGGUCAGCGGCAUGGAUUACGAGGCUUCCACAGGAACGCAAGCUGCCACAGAUGCUUCGGCGCCGCAAUUUUCACAGCUCGAGGCUUUUGGUCGUAGGUCGUCAGCGGCCCUUGAAAGCCUUGCCUAG
This is a messenger RNA of Symbiodinium sp. CCMP2592, 1974 nucleotides long. The record is from the annotation of a GenBank genome assembly. NCBI's taxonomy places the organism in Eukaryota, Dinophyceae, Suessiales, Symbiodiniaceae.